UCUCUCUCUCUCUCUCUCUCUCUCUUCCCCUCUUCAUAGCUAUAUUCCAAAAGAGACGAGGAUGAACAGCUUCGACAGGUUCUACGGCGGCUGGCUGGAGCAGCUCCGCCACCUCUUGGACCAGCUGGCCGCUGCGCCCAGGCCCCCGACCACCGCCGACCACCACCACCAGCUCCAUCACCUGGUGAGCAAGUUCAUGAGCCACUACACGGAGUACUACCGGAUGAAGGCCCUCGCGGUGGACUGCGACGUCCUCUCCGUCCUUGCCGUCCCGUGGAUCACCGCCCUCGAGCGGUCGCUCCACUGGAUCGGCGAGUGGCGGCCCACCACGGUAUUCCACCUGGUCUACACCGAGUCGAGCAUUCUGUUCAUGUCCCACAUCAUCGACAUCCUCCGUGGGUUCAAGACCGGUGACCUGGGGGAUCUGUCUCCGAGCCAGUUCAGGCGACUUAGAAACAGGACAGUGAGUGAGCUGCAAUGCGACACGGUGAGGGAAGAGAACGCGAUAACGGAGGAGCUGUCGGAGUGGCAAGACAGUGUGAGUGACCUGAUGGUGGCGAGCUCGAGCAUGGAGGGGAAGAUAGGGAAGCUGGGGGCGAUCGUGAAAAAAGCGGACGACCUGAGGCUGAAGACGGUGAGGCGAGUGGUGGAGCUGCUGACGCCGCAGCAAGCCGUGGAGUUCUUAAUUUCCGCGUCCGAGCUUCAGUUGGGGAUCCGCAGCUGGGGCUUGAAUCUCAGUAAUGGUCCUCACUAACCUAAACAAUAGAACCGUGGAGUUCAUGGAGCUUGUCAUAGCAUCGUAUUUGGAUAGUCAUCUCUUUUGCAUGGUUGAUGAAUGUGGGGAUGUUGCUUGCUGGUGCUUUGCUGUGGAUUCAGCCAAGAAAACUCGACUGUGUGUUUGUCCUCCAUGUGAAUAUGACUUCGGGGGUGCCUCAUUCAUUCGAGUUUUAGCUUUCAAUGGGAGUUGUUUUUUCCAUUUUGUAACCUAAUCUUGGUUAAUCUGAGAAAAUUUUCUUUUAUAGUA
Messenger RNA from Syzygium oleosum, 1024 nucleotides. Its product is annotated as protein DOG1-like 4. NCBI's taxonomy places the organism in Eukaryota, Viridiplantae, Streptophyta, Magnoliopsida, Myrtales, Myrtaceae. The transcript is spliced from 3 exons. Gene Ontology annotation, molecular function: sequence-specific DNA binding. The coding region runs from base 62 to 754 and encodes 230 amino acids. The record is from RefSeq and is a predicted model, not a curated record. Gene Ontology annotation, biological process: DNA-templated transcription.